Messenger RNA from Pelodiscus sinensis (Chinese soft-shelled turtle), 942 nucleotides. RefSeq names its product olfactory receptor 8U9-like. Gene Ontology annotation, cellular component: membrane. Gene Ontology annotation, biological process: G protein-coupled receptor signaling pathway. NCBI's taxonomy places the organism in Eukaryota, Metazoa, Chordata, Testudines, Trionychidae. Gene Ontology annotation, molecular function: olfactory receptor activity. The record is from RefSeq and is a predicted model, not a curated record.
AUGGAAGAGGGAAAUCACUCGGUGGUGACUGAGUUCAUUCUCUUAGGACUGACAGAUCGUCCGGAGCUGCAGGUUCCCCUGUUUGUGUUGUUCCUACUGAUUUAUGUUAUCACUGUGGUGGGGAACGGGGGUAUGACUCUGUUAAUCACAACUGAGCCCCGACUCCACACCCCCAUGUACUUUUUCCUCCGCAAUUUGUCCUUCUGUGAUCUCUGCUAUUCCACAGUAAUUGCCCCUGUGAUGUUGCAGAAUUUUUUAACCAGCAAGAAAAGCAUUUCUUAUACUGCCUGCACUGUGCAAAUAUUCCUCUUUAUCACUUUUACAGACACUGAAUGUCUCUUGCUGGCUGCGAUGGCGUAUGACCGUUUUGUGGCCAUCUCUAACCCGCUGCUCUACAAGGUCAUCAUGUCUAGGGGGCGUUGUAACCAGCUAGUGGCUGCCUGCUAUGCUGGGGGGCUGGUGGAUGCAGUGAUGCUCACAAGUUUUACAUUUCAGCUGUCAUUCUGCCGCUCGAAUAUCAUCGAUUAUAUCUGCUGUGACAUCCCCCCUUUGCUGGCGCUCUCCUGCUCUGACACCCACACCAACGAGAUUCUGAUGUUUGUUUCCAUGUGCUGCAUUUCACUGAGCAGCAUUGUGAUCAUCCUCGUCUCUUAUGUCUGUAUUAUCACCACCAUCUUGCGGAUGCACUCUGCCGAGGGCCGGCGCAAAGCCUUCUCCACCUGCGCUUGUCACUUGAUCACGGUGGUUAUGCUUCAUGGCACUCUCCUCUUCAUAUACUUCCGUCCCAUCUCCAGCUAUUCCCUGACCACAGACAAAGUGGCCUCCGUGUUCUACACGGCGGUGAUCCCCGUGUUGAACCCCCUCAUCUACAGCCUGAGGAACACGGAGGUAAAACACGCCCUGAACAAAGCAUUCUGUGAAUAUUUUUUUUCUAAGAGCUAG